Molecule: messenger RNA, 1326 nt
Organism: Pseudoliparis swirei
Lineage: Eukaryota; Metazoa; Chordata; Actinopteri; Perciformes; Liparidae
Gene: pex7
Product: peroxisomal biogenesis factor 7
Exons: 11
Coding region: 143-1093 (316 amino acids)
Biological process (GO): protein import into peroxisome matrix
Cellular component (GO): cytosol; peroxisomal matrix
Molecular function (GO): protein binding
Source: RefSeq, a predicted model, not a curated record
AGUGGAAGCUCCGCGAGGAGCCAGCGCGCCUUCCUCCCAGACCCCUGAAGCGCGUCGCCUCUCCUCUGCAGCUGCAUCAAUCAAGCGUUGUGGUUGAUGACAUCACUUCCUGUCCUCGUCUGCUGGCCCCAGGCGGACCCCCAUGGAGAAGGUGUUCCGCUGCCCGGCCCGCCACGGCUACGCCGUGGAGGCGUCUCCCUUCCUCCCCCACCGGCUGGCCUGCGCCGCCAACCAGCACUACGGCAUCGCCGGCGGCGGCUCCCUGCUCGUCCUCGACGAGACUGAGAACGGAGUCGCUGUGGUGCAAAGCUGGGAGUGGGGUGACGGUCUGUUCGACGUGGCGUGGAGCGAAGCCAACGAGCACGUUGUGGUCGCCGGCGGCGGAGACGGCAGCCUGCAGCUGUGGGACACGACCAAUCACGGCGCUCCGCUGAGAGUCGCCAAGGAGCACACGCAGGAGGUGUACUCUGUAGACUGGAGUCAGACCAGAGGAGAGAACCUCAUCGUCUCCGGUUCCUGGGACCAAACGGCCAAAGUGUGGGACCCGGCUCUCAGCCAAUCGCUGACCACGCUCAGGGGUCACGAAGGGGUCAUCUACAGCACCAUCUGGUCGCCUCACAUCCCAGGAUGCUUUGCUUCGGCUUCAGGCGACGGGACGCUCAGAGUUUGGGACGUGAAGAGCGCCGCGUGCCGGUUGGCCAUCCCGGCGCACAAGGCUGAGAUCCUGAGCUGCGAUUGGUGCAAAUAUGACCAGAACGUCGUGGCCACGGGCUCAGUGGACUGCAGCGUGUGUGUGUGGGACCUGAGGAACGCCCGGCAGCCUGUCCAUCGACUGCUCGGCCACGCCUACGCUGUCCGCCGAGUCAAGUUCUCUCCGUUCUGCCGGGCGGUGCUGGCGUCCUGCUCCUACGACUUCACCGUCAGGUUCUGGGACUACAGCAGGCAGCAUAAUCUCCUAGAAACCGUGGAGCAUCACUCUGAGUUUGUGUGUGGACUCGACUUCAACCUGCACAUCCCCAACCAGGUGGUGGAUUGUUCCUGGGAUGAGACGGUGAAGAUCUACACACCGGCCUGUCUGAACACAGCAGCAUAGACACACACACCUACACACACCUACUACACACCAACCAACACACACUCACACACACACAGACAAACACAUACACACACACAGACAAACACACACACAGACACACACACACACACACACACCUACUACACACAAACCAACACACAGACAAACACUCACACACACACAGACAAACACAUACACACACACAGACAAACACACACACACACACAGACACACACACACACAGACACACA